Photinus pyralis (common eastern firefly) is the source of this 700-nucleotide messenger RNA. RefSeq lists its product as uncharacterized. Lineage: Eukaryota; Metazoa; Arthropoda; Insecta; Coleoptera; Lampyridae. The coding region runs from base 125 to 451 and encodes 108 amino acids. The transcript is spliced from 6 exons. The record is from RefSeq and is a predicted model, not a curated record.
GGUUAGUUGCAUUGUAAAUCAUAACUUAUUAUAUUUUAUAUUUGAGUUUGUUACUCAUAAUUUUAAUAAAAUGGUUUUGUGAUAGAUUUGUAGUAAUCUUUUCUUAGUCCAAGAUCUGCAGACGAUGUUAGUAUUACUUAUGUGCUUGCAUGUUACCAGCCAUUUUGUAUGGAGACUCAACACCAUUACGGAAUCAGAAUAUUCAUCAAAUGCUUUCAACCUGGUGUGUGAGAAGCUGCCGAAAUCAACUUGGGUGGAAACUAGGUUGGAACGGAUCAGCAUUGUGUCGUUAUACUGCCACCGUGAGAAAGACAAUCUCAAGAAACUAGGAACUUCACUUCAAACACUAAAAAUCGUUUUGAGGAUUGAACUUGGAAGAAAAAACUGCAACACUUUGGUCUCCUACUUGCUUUACAGAAUCACGGUGUCUUGGCGUUACUUAAAUAGGUAAAUCUUCGGAUACAUAAUUCUUACAGAUCAAGAGUGACCGACGUCAAUUUCCACUACGCUCUUGCCAUUUAUUUCAAAAUGAUACUUGGCAUAAUUAAUUUUCUUGGUGGUAUAGUAAUUAAGUCUCUACAGUUUCUGUUUUGAAGCUACCAAUCUUCUGAGCAGGAAUCCAGAGCCUUACAACUUUGAUUUGUUUCUUAACAUUCUGAAUUAUAUACAUAUAUUUUAAAUAAAUAUUUAUUAUAUUUUG